Drosophila montana is the source of this 2208-nucleotide messenger RNA. It is a transcript of the gene flw, whose product is annotated as flapwing. Lineage: Eukaryota; Metazoa; Arthropoda; Insecta; Diptera; Drosophilidae. The record is from RefSeq and is a predicted model, not a curated record. Gene Ontology annotation, cellular component: nucleus; cytoplasm. The transcript is spliced from 5 exons. Bases 632 to 1624 code for a protein of 330 amino acids. Gene Ontology annotation, molecular function: protein serine/threonine phosphatase activity.
CCUUGUAGUUCACGCGAGUCUGUCGCCAUGUUUGGUUAUUUUAUUUGUUUUUAAAGCGGAGUAACACCAGACAAAGUAAAACGCUCCAAGUUUGAUGUGCCGUGGAAUUUCAUUUGAAUUAAUGAAAAACAAGGAUCGCGUCCGCACUCUAUUGUCGUAGAAUAUUUUUUUGCCAGUGCAACUGCAUCCAGUGAGAAAAAACAACAACAGUAAUCGUUCCAUUUACACAAAAAUAGCCUAAAAAUUCGACAGCAAAACAACAACAACAGCAGCAGCAGCAGCCGCGGCACCAAUACCAACGACAACAACAACAACACUUAACUGUAAAACGCCGCAACGCUACGCAACGCAACAGAGCAAAAAGCGCUGAAAAGUGUUACACAAAGUGAAAUUGCCUUUUGCGGCACACCAAAUUAAGUACACGGCAACAGCAACGGCAACAGCAGCGGCAACAGUAGCAGUAGCAGCAGCAAUAACAAAUAACAUUUUGUGCGUGUGCGUUGAUUUUUGAGAGCUGCUGUAGUUGAGCAGCGAACAAUUCCAAUUGGAAUCCACUGCUGCCUGCAUCUAUUGAAGGCCGACAACAACAACAACAACAAAAAACAUACAAAACAAAAACAAAAACAAAAAAAUGGGCGAUUUUGAUUUAAAUGUGGACAGUCUCAUACAGCGGCUGCUGGAAAUGCGCAGCUGCCGCACCGGUAAACAGGUGCAGAUGACGGAGGCGGAGGUGCGCGGAUUGUGCUUGAAGUCGCGCGAGAUAUUCUUGCAACAGCCGAUAUUGCUGGAACUGGAGGCGCCAUUGAUCAUCUGUGGCGAUAUACACGGCCAGUACACAGAUCUGUUGCGUCUAUUCGAAUAUGGCGGUUUUCCACCGACUGCCAAUUAUCUGUUUCUCGGCGACUAUGUGGAUCGUGGCAAGCAAUCUCUGGAGACGAUCUGUUUGCUGUUGGCCUACAAGAUCAAAUAUCCGGAGAAUUUCUUCUUGUUGCGCGGCAAUCACGAGUGCGCCAGUAUUAAUAGAAUUUAUGGCUUUUACGACGAGUGCAAGCGUCGCUACAAUGUUAAACUAUGGAAGACCUUCACAGAUUGUUUCAACUGUCUGCCAGUGGCCGCGAUUAUUGAUGAGAAGAUCUUCUGUUGCCAUGGUGGCCUCAGUCCCGAUCUGCAGGGCAUGGAGCAGAUCCGUCGCCUGAUGCGUCCCACAGAUGUGCCCGACACCGGGCUGCUCUGCGACCUGCUGUGGAGUGAUCCCGACAAGGAUGUACAGGGCUGGGGCGAAAACGAUCGUGGCGUUAGCUUCACUUUUGGCGUUGAUGUCGUCUCCAAGUUCUUGAAUCGACACGAGCUGGACUUGAUUUGUCGUGCACAUCAGGUCGUUGAGGAUGGCUACGAGUUCUUUGCGCGCCGUCAGCUGGUCACAUUGUUCUCGGCGCCAAACUAUUGCGGCGAAUUCGAUAACGCUGGCGGCAUGAUGACCGUGGACGACACGCUCAUGUGCUCAUUCCAGAUACUGAAGCCAUCCGAAAAGAAGGCCAAGUAUUUGUACAGCGGCAUCAACUCAUCUCGGCCAACAACACCGCAGCGCAGCGCUCCAAUGUUGGCGACCAACAAGAAGAAAUAAUAUAUCCAUCCGCUUCCAUUUCCUUAAAGGUUUAACCUCAACCUCAACAGCAGCAACAUCAGCAAACAACAGCAACAAAUACAACAACAACAACAACAACAACAACAACAACAACAACAGCAAACAACAAAUACACGAAUAACUUUUAUAUAUAUAUUAUACAUACGUACAUAAAUAUGUCAAAAUUUAAUGUGUGCAAGUAAUUAACUAGUUGAAAAAGCAAACAAAAAGAAAAAAACAAACUUCAAAUGAAAAUUACAAAAAAACAAACAAAAAAAGAAAAUACAGCCCCACAAAAUAAGCAAAGAAAAUCGUUUGAGACGAAAGAUGGCUAAAACGUGUUGACAGAUUAAUAAAAUAAAUAAACAGAUCAUCUUAUAUACAUGAUAUAUAUAUAUAUAUAUAUAUAUAUAUAUAUUCAAUAUAAUAUAUGUAUAUAGAUAUAUUGUAUAUGUAACUGCAUGUUAUUAUUAACUGUAUACAAACUUCUAUAUUAUUUAUUUACUUUACAUGUACAUACAUGUUGCUAAAUGCAUAUUGACUACACUACACUACACUACACUACACUACACUACACUAUACUA